Molecule: messenger RNA, 360 nt
Organism: Trichoderma atroviride IMI 206040
Lineage: Eukaryota; Fungi; Ascomycota; Sordariomycetes; Hypocreales; Hypocreaceae
Source: RefSeq, a predicted model, not a curated record
AUGAAAGUGACAGUGACGCAGCUACUGAAUGGCUGCAUCAUAGUCGAUGCAGGAGUCUCACUAGCCAACACCAGCCGCUGGAAAGAUUUCGUGGCAAAUCAGGGUGCUGCAAGGGGCGUCAGCCUAGUUGACAACCUGCAGCCGUAUAUGGUUGGAUAUAUUGAUUACAUUACUUGUGAUUCCAACAACUACUCCCUCAUUGUGAGAAUGGGCAACAAGUCUUUUGAGUACGACUACAGGGAAAGUAUAUGCAGUAUUACUCAUGCUAGUAAUAUCGCAUAUAACAGACCCACACAAGCAUGCGAAAACCAAACUAUUACGAUUAGUUUGUCUGCUCCUGGUAAUAUGAGCGCACUGUGA